GCCAUCGUGACUCGUGAGGUAGAGCAGGGAGUUGGGAAUGGGAAGAUACCACUACAACCACAUUAUCCGAAACUUAUCAGUAAAUCAAUCAGAUAUCCUGACGUGUCUCUCGUCUUUGGGUUGCCCGGCCCAGUCGCUUCGACGACUCCAAACAACACCAAUGAAAAAAAGAAGAAAUUUUGGAGAUGUCACCACAAGCAGAGUCCCACCACAGGCCUCUUACAGCUACCGUCGACCUUUGUUCACCACAUACUUCUGUAGUUUUCCCUUUUCCUUCCAAUCCAACCAAAAUCCAUUUCGAAGGCCAAAAAACGAUCAAGAAGAAGAAGAAGAAUAAGGAACAAUGAUUGUGACGAUGAGGAGCCAAAGAUGAAGAAGACUACGGGGAAGAGCUUGUUAUGCCUCUCUCAUGGCAUGUCAUUCUGCCUUCUUUGCUCCUUCUCCAUCCUCUUCUUCGUUCCCCACCAAUCACAGUCCUAGUCCCUUUAGGAUUCGUAAAUUGAGCUUCUUUCCUCUCGCUUUCUCCUCCAUUAACGCCAGAACCACCAGAUCUUCUCACAACGGUCUCGUCUCAGAGGCAGUCAGGCUUCUGGGUCCUCCGGCUAGAUUCGAUGCUUCAAAGCUCAAAGUAGUGUUGGUAGGAAGGGACAAUGACUACUCAAGAAUCAUCCCUAGAACUUACAUUCUGUCUCACUGUGACUUCACUGCAAACUUAACCUUGACCAUUUCCAGUGUCAUCAACUUGGACCAGCUAAGUGGCUGGUAUAGCAAGGACGACGUGGUUGCUGAAUGGAAGAAAUUGGAAGGGCAGUUGUGUCUGCACAUUCACUGUUAUGUCAGUGGUCCGAAUCUCACUUUCGACCUUGCUGCCGAGCUUAGAUAUCACAUUUUCGCCAAAGAAAUGCCUCUGGUACUUCAAGCUUUGUUAUAUGGCGAUGCAGAGCUCUUUCAGGCAAAUCCGGAGCUAAAUGAUGCUUUAGUUUGGGUGUAUUUCCAUUCUAGCUUGCCGAAAUACAAUCGAAUGGAAUGUUGGGGACCCCUCAAGGAUGCUGCUCAGGGAAGACAGGGAGUUGAGUACAGAGGCCUAUUAGCCGAAAACAAAGACAGUCCAAGGAAACGCCCACGGGCAAGGUCCAUUUUCCAGGCAUUGUUUGCAUUCUUACUCUGAGCAGGCGCUGCUUCACCAAAGCUCGAAUUGCAUAUGUAUAUCACACUAGAGAACUGAUCAAUCGACGACUGUUAUCCCUUUGUAUUAGAGUGCAACAAGCCUCGCAGAGGAACAACAAUCUGAUCAUUCUUUUGUAAACCGAGUUCAUUUACUGGGAAGCUUGAGAUGUUGAAAAGAAUGGAGAAGCACUUUUGAGAGAAUUUGUACAUUUUGUUUAUCAAAUGGUUAACGUCUCGCUGUUGCUUUUUGGUGAUUACAAGACGACUUCCCAGAUCAAACUCUCAAAGAGUCUUUUCUUGUACAUGCAUGGGUUAUUUUCACUGAUGAUGAUCAGUUGCCCCUGGCAUAUGCUUUUGAUGUUGUGUUCUAAGCUGAAUGAUGCCAUCUUUCCACUGAUUCACCAAACAAGGAAGGUGGUUUCAGUUUCACUCAAUGCUCAAAUUCCUCAGCAGUUUGAGAACAUACUUGUCGGCUACAUAGGCAGUUGGGAUCUUGCUUUCUUUCACUCAUCAAUUGAAAUAACUAUAUUACAGAAUCUGAGAUGCUAUAAAUAAGACUAUCGCAUGCUUCCACAUUUGAUGAUUUUACCAACCAGUGAGGGAGCAUGGCUAGUGGAGAAAUCAUGGAUCCGUGGCAUAAUCUGCUGGCAGCCACGACGUUUGCAAGCAAUAUUAAUGGUGACUGGAGGCAGACUAGCGUGGUAAUCAUUCCACCUCCACGAGGCAUCAAAUGCAAGAUGUUGUACGUCGUUUAUCCGAGCUCGAAAACAGUACACCCAAAAUGCUGCUACUGGCCUACUACUGACUAGCUAGCCUUUGUUGCAGCCGGUAAACUGC
Molecule: messenger RNA, 2004 nt
Organism: Linum tenue
Lineage: Eukaryota; Viridiplantae; Streptophyta; Magnoliopsida; Malpighiales; Linaceae
Source: the annotation of a GenBank genome assembly